Molecule: messenger RNA, 366 nt
Organism: Ilex paraguariensis (yerba mate)
Lineage: Eukaryota; Viridiplantae; Streptophyta; Magnoliopsida; Aquifoliales; Aquifoliaceae
Source: the annotation of a GenBank genome assembly
AUGAACCUGCUCAAUCGGCUCUCAGAAUCUGUUAACUAUGUCCAUGAGAUGGGGCCCUCUGUCGAAAGAAUCAUUGGAGGAGAAAUUUCCAUGCCUAGCGAUCGAAGAACUGUAUGGGUACCCUGUGUCCAACUACCAAGAUUUUGCUUCGACAUUAACAUUACGUCCAAGAAUAUAGAGGUAGGAAACUGCAGACAAGUCCUCCAGAACUACACACUCAGAUUAAGUUCCUUUGGAACCCCAGCUGGAUGCCAUCGUCUUAUAUUACCUUCAAAAGCACAAAGGCAACUGAGAAUCCUCAAAAAGAAGAAGUUAGGCGAGUACACAUGGAAAGUACGCAAGGUAUAUCUUUAUGAAGAAAUUUGA